AUCAGCGUCACACACAGGCCAUAUUCUGAGCUCCAAUAUGACCAAUUUUAUCAUUUCCAAGGGGAAAAAUGCAUGACUUGGAGACGCGCCCGUGUUCACUCGCAGCGCAAAUAGAGGCUCUUGUGGCACGUCAUGUGAAAGAAACGGAGGCCCUAGAGGACUCGCAUUUGGAUUCAUGCAUUGAUGAAGCAGCGAUACAAGUACAGCGACAUACCCUCUCUCCCUUUUUACCCACUGCCGCCGAGGAUCUGGCUUCUAUUUUCAAUAUUUUACGGCUUGGCCCUCGGCAUAUAAUGGUGGACUUAGGGUGCGGCGACGGCCGACCUUUGAUAGCGGCGGCAUUGUUAUGCAAAUGUCGUGGCGUAGGCGUGGAUAUAAGUCAGCAAUGUAUUGCGCUGGCAAAAAGUAUUGUAUCCCAGGAAGGCUUGAGCGAUAGGAUGGUCGCUUUUUUCCGGUGGGACCUUUUGAGUGAUCAGGAGGCGGUCCUAAAUCGGCUGGUAGAGGCUGUGGAGGCCAAGGCUCAAGAAGCGGCAAUAGAGUGCAAGGACGGGGUUGAGGCGGUAGUGGUAUUCUUGUAUGUGUACCCAACAUUGCUGGCCCGACUGGUCUGUUUGCUCGACCGCUUGGUUCGGGCUUGGAGGGAUUUCAGACGAGUGGAGGUGGUGACCCUCACCUAUCAUUUGGAGGCACCGGUGGGAGGUGGCGAGGGAGAAGGGGUACUAUACCGGGAGUGUGGGGGAAGAGUAGAA
Nannochloropsis gaditana CCMP526 is the source of this 749-nucleotide messenger RNA. Its product is annotated as rna methylase. The annotation marks the transcript as partial. Gene Ontology annotation, cellular component: mitochondrion. Gene Ontology annotation, molecular function: protein-lysine N-methyltransferase activity. Gene Ontology annotation, biological process: peptidyl-lysine trimethylation; positive regulation of proton-transporting ATP synthase activity, rotational mechanism; regulation of mitochondrial ATP synthesis coupled proton transport. The record is from RefSeq and is a predicted model, not a curated record. The transcript has a single exon.